CUCACAUCGGGGUACCGGCCUCAGUCUAACAAGGAGGUGGAGAGGACCUGGGAAGGUCAACCAUGGUUUGAGUUUCAGGGAGGCUGGGCGGAGGGUCCAGCCUAACUUCAGUCGCUACACUGCAGCAAGUGUCAUCCGGACAUUUCGAAAUGAGGACAGGGGAACCCUCCUCCUCCUCCUGUCAAUAUGCACAUUGUCUGCAGAAGAAGACUACCGAGCACAAGGUGUCGAUAUCCUCCAUCAGCUGGGCCUCACCGGCAGCAGAGAGUUUCUCUCCUCUGGGAUCAGCUCGCCCUCUCCUCCAUCCUCACCCCCAAGAGCCGGGGUCCUACUCAGCCUGGAUGCCCACAUUGAAGCCCCCACGGGGAGUCUGUUCCCGCCGGAGCUCGGUGAGGAGUUUUCUGUUGUGGUGAGCCUAAGCUCCUGGCGAGCGAACAAUGCUUUCCUUUUCAGCGUACGUGACAGCAGGAACAAGCUGCAGUUUGGUAUCCAGCUGCUGCCCGGGAAGGUGGUCGUGUACACUGCCGAGAAGACCUCCGUCUACUUCACCUAUGACGUGCACGACGGGCGUCAGCACUCUUUCGCUGUGGGCGUGAGGCCACGCUCCGUGUCGUUCCAUGCGGACUGCGGGGCGGUGCAGCAGAGAGAGCAGACGCUGACCCGGUCACAGACGCUGGGGUCAGGAUCCGGAGGCCUGCUCACCUUAGGAAGGAUGAACUCUAAAGCAGCCCAAUUCCAGGGCCUCAUAUGCCAGCUGGAUAUCUACCCCCUGGCCCAGGCUGCUGCGCGCUACUGCGACUACCUUAAAAGACAAUGCCGGCUGGCCGACACUUUCCGAUGGCCCCCCGGCUCGGAUAUGGAGAUUUCCAGCUCCCUGGCUUUCUCUCCUAUUCCUCUUUCUCUGGAGUCCCAGAUGGUGGUGCCCCCCUUGUUGGCUGUAGACUCCCACACCCAGCAGACCUCCACCCCGGCCGGAUCAGCCCCCAUCCCCUCUCUGGAGGGGUCCGGAACAAUGUAUUUAAGCCCCUCAGAGCAGCCUCACCUGGGGGUCAGGAUCCAGACCCAGAGCUCUCUGCUAGAGCACCUCAACUCCAUCCAUACCCCCGUCACUGCUGGCCACAACAGCCUGUCCUCAGGCACCCUCAGUGGGCUGGAGGUCCUGGGAAUCACCCGCAGAAGUACCACCCCCAGUUCCAGAUCCAGGCCAACAAGGGGCUCAACCAGGCAGUCUCCCCAGUCUGAGAACGUCAUGGAGGAGAGGAGCCCCAGGAGGCCCCAACGGGUCACCACAGACACCCCAGGUAUAAACUCUCCUGUCAAGCAGACUCACUUGAAGGAUGGCCUGAGGAACAGCUCCAGCUCCAUGCCUAGGGACUCUAACCCCCAGCUCCAGCCCACUGACCACCUCCUGGACACCCAUUUCAGAGCCAAUGGCACCACCCUGUACCGGGAGAACCAGGUGGAAACCUCAGAGGAGCAUGGCCAGGAAGAGGCCUUCGAUGUGGACAUGGGAGGCUACGACUAUGGAUAUGAGGAUCCAGACUACUUCUACGGAGACUAUGACGGAGCUUUCCCCGGACCCAAAGGAGAACCAGGUCCUCCGGGUCCUCCUGGUCCCCCUGGUCUACCUGGUCCUGCUGGGAAGAGAGGAGCUCGGGGUCCUACUGGUCCACAUGGAAACCCCGGCCUGCCUGGUCUUCCUGGUCCCAAGGGCUCUAAGGGCGAUCCAGGACUGUCCCCAGGUCAGGCCCCGCCAGGAGACAAGGGUGACAGAGGUCCACAAGGCCUUCCAGGUCCAGAUGGGUUUGCAGGUCCAACGGGUCCUAAGGGCUAUCCAGGGCCACAAGGACAUCCUGGAGAACAGGGCAUCCCGGGACUUCCAGGAGUGACUGGGGAUGCAGGUUACCCUGGCAGGCAGGGUUUGGCUGGGCCAGAAGGUAACCCAGGUCCUAAAGGUGUACGUGGUUUCAUUGGGCCUUCUGGUAUAGCUGGUUCAGCCGGGCAGGAAGGGGAGAGAGGUAUUCCCGGUCCUGUUGGGAAGACCGGUCCCAAAGGAAAACAGGGAGUUGUUGGAGAUGUUGGUGAAAGGGGUCCUCCUGGUCCUGAUGGCGACGAGGGGCCUGUUGGUGGGACUGGCAUGGGUGGCUUCCCUGGUCUGAGGGGAGAUCCAGGACCUGAGGGACAGCGAGGACUGACUGGCAUAGUGGGAACUAUGGGCCUGACUGGAAAUGCGGGGCUGCCUGGAUUGAAAGGUGAUAAGGGCGAACCUGGACUAAGGGGGGAACCAGGAACGAUUGGUUACCUAGGUGACAAGGGUGCUGCUGGCUUACCUGGACCUCCUGGACUCCUUGGGAAAACAGGCCCACCUGGUAAGAUGGGUGACAUCGGACCGCAGGGACCUCCCGGCCCACCAGGACCUGAGGGUUUCCCUGGAGACAUCGGUGUGCCAGGUCCCAAUGGCCCCCCUGGACCCAAGGGGCUCCAAGGUGCCAGAGGGCCACAGAGACCACCAGGGCCAAAAGGAAUAGAGGGGGAUGAGGGCCCCCUUGGCCUUCCUGGAGGUCCUGGCCCCAUUGGUAGACCUGGAAGGAAAGGCUACAUUGGCGAACCUGGCCCAGAGGGACUGAAGGGGGAGACGGGGGAACUUGGCGGCCUGGGAAAAAAUGGACCGCAAGGUCCAGCGGGCCUGAUCGGGAUGUCAGGGGGAGUAGGAGAAGCCGGUGAAAAGGGAGGCCGUGGUCCUGCAGGUCCAUUGGGUCCUCCUGGCGAGAAGGGGUCCGGGGGUUAUCCAGGCUUACCAGGAGGUCCCGGUGCCGUCGGUCUGCAAGGCCCACUUGGUCCUCAGGGGCAGAGGGGUACACCAGGGGUCCCUGGGUCAAAGGGCAGAAGGGGGCCGAGGGGUGCAGAGGGUCCACUUGGGGAACCAGGGCCUGAGGGCACCAAGGGAGAGCAGGGUGAAGGAGGAAAGAAAGGGGAACCUGGGUUCAUUGGGAAAGCUGGCGGUCCAGGGGAGAGAGGUCUACCAGGGAAACCUGGGAAAGCUGGGAUCCCUGGCAGCACUGGAGAGAGGGGAGCAUAUGGUGAACCAGGGCCCAAAGGACCCACGGGGGACGCAGGACCUGAUGGAGAGCAAGGACCUGAGGGCGCUCCUGGCGGAGAGGGAGAACCGGGUCCAGUUGGAGAACCUGGGAUAAAGGGCGAUGUGGGGCCGUUUGGAGGAGAGGGGGAACAAGGACAGCAGGGAAUGAGAAGUCUUCCUGGUCCUGCUGGUGAGGACGGGCCCCUGGGAAAAGAUGGUCCAAAGGGAGAGCCAGGUGACCGUGGGUCAAUGGGCGAGGCAGGGGACAGGGGGAUAGAGGGAGACCCUGGGCUUCCUGGGGCCACCGGACUGGCUGGAAAAUGUGGUUUCCCUGGACCAGAGGGGAAACAGGGUCCCCCGGGGAACCGUGGUCGGCAUGGCAAGAAGGGAGAGGCAGGCAAACCAGGUCAUAUCGGUGAGACAGGGGACAUCGGGGACAUCGGCCAGAAAGGGGGCACAGGACUGAAAGGCGCCAGAGGAACCAGAGGCCCUGCAGGUCGUCCGGGAGUUAUGGGGCCUGAGGGGAUGCCUGGAAUGGCAGGAUACACAGGCCACGCCGGUAAGCCAGGAUCCAUUGGACCUCCUGGGCCCAAAGGUGAAAAGGGUUACCCCGGAGAAGACAGUAAGACAUCCGGACCUGCCGGGCCACUAGGUGAACCAGGUUCCCCGGGCGAGCGAGGAGAUCGCGGAGAGCCUGGAGAUGAGGGAUAUCAGGGUCAUAUUGGUACCUCUGGACAUCGUGGGGCUGUUGGCGCGCCAGGCCUUCCUGGAACACCAGGGGAACCUGGAGAACAGGGCCCAAUAGGAGAAAUGGGAACUCAGGGCUUAGAAGGAAAGAAAGGAGUGAGUGGCCUGACUGGGACCGCUGGUGUUGAGGGGGCCAUUGGUUUACCUGGACCAAGAGGCAUGGAGGGAUACGCUGGGCCUGACGGUCUCCCAGGACUAGUUGGGUUACCAGGUUUUCCAGGGAAGGCUGGGCGACAGGGUCAGCGGGGCACCGUGGGGCAAGAGGGGGCAGCAGGACUACCUGGUCGCAGGGGGGAACUUAGUCUGCCUGGGUUGGUCGGAGAGAGGGGGCCUACUGGAGAGAAGGGGGAGCCUGGCUUGGCAGGAGAGAGGGGAACCCCAGGAAUCAAAGGCAUGGUGGGGUCGUCCGGAGACCAAGGCAGAAUAGGGGACACUGGACUCAAAGGACAACCGGGAGAGUCGGGAGACCUGGGGAUGGUCGGCUUCACUGGGUUUCCAGGACCUAAGGGGCCAAAUGGAGAUUUGGGUUUCAAAGGCAUACCUGGUCCUAAAGGUCCUCUUGGCAUUCUGGGUUUCAGUGGACCUGUUGGUCCAGAAGGGAUGAUUGGCCCAAUGGGGAAACCUGGACCGAGGGGGCCAAAGGGAAGCCAUGGGGAAAUGGGACCCCAGGGACCACAGGGACAUCCAGGUCCCAGAGGUCUCCCAGGUGCUCCUGGCCUGGCCAGACGAAUCGAGUAUAACUCUCCGUUGGAGUCCAAUGGUGCCUUAAGGACAGAGACCUACCAGAACACUGAGAUGUCCCUCCCAGACCACAACGCAGAGAUCUUUAAGACCCUGCGCUACCUGAGCGGUGUGAUCGAGAGCAUGAAGAAGCCGUUGGGAACCCGGGAGAACCCAGCACGGUUCUGUAAGGACCUGUUGGACUGCCAACACCAGCUCUCUGAUGGACUGUUCUGGAUCGACCCUAACCUGGGAUGUCAGUCAGACGCCAUUGUGGUCUUUUGUAACUUCACUGCAGGCGGGCAGACUUGUCUCCACCCAGUAGCUUCUAACAAGCUGUCGUUCGGGGUCCAUAAGGUCCAAAUGAAGUUCCUCCACCUUCUGAGCACAGAGGCCAGUCAGGACAUCACCUUCCACUGUCUGAGUGAUCUGCCCCUCAGCCCCACAGACACCUACAGCGCUAACGGCCCAGGACAGGAGUACCGGGACAGACCACCGAGGUUCAGGGGAUGGAACGGACAGAUGUUUGAGGCAGACACACUACUUGAACCUCUACCAGACGAGUGCAAGAUCCAAGAUGGCAGCUGGCACCAGUCACGCUUCUUCUUCCAUACUCAGGACAGCUACGAGCUCCCCAUCGUAGACAUACAGGAACCACCAUCGUCACAGCCCAAUCGCCUGCUACACCUCGAGGUGGGACCUGUCUGCUUUCUGUGAGGUCAUCUAUCGCCAGCCUGCCUGUCCAAAAUAUGAACUAUGAAGCAUGCCAUAAGCAACCCAAAAUGUCUGCUCCCCAAACCAAAGAGAAUGUAAGCCCAAGCGGAGUUUGUCAGGUCUACUCCCCCACAUGGUGACAAACACCCUGUUCAAUCGGUGGUAGACUUCUGCGGAAGAACUCAAGCCAUAGGAAACUAGGCCAGCUUAGUGUAAGAUGGCUGCAGGAGAGCAGUGUAUACAAAUAUUUGUCAAAUAAAUGUAUAACGUGUGUCUGUUUUUUCAGUUUUGUUUUUCAAAAGUUGCUUGGGUUCAUUGGAAAGUUGGUCCCUGAACUCAAGAUAGGACUCAUCCACACGACACCCUUCAAAAACAAACUCAAAUCCUGUACCUCCCACCCCUUUCCUCCUUCUCCCCCAUAUACACCCUUUCAUCCAUCCUCAGAAGGGGCCUAGCUAUCCGAAGGAAAGCUCCAUGGCCUUUGUGACAGGAACACUGUCCAACCAAAACUUUCUAAGAGUGCAAUAGCUUGUGGAUUAAGCGUGAGAGAUUUCAUAUUGCAACAUCAAUUGAAGGUCAACCACCAGUUCGGGCGGCCAUUUUGUUUUUUUAUUCACGUUUGAAUCAUGUUUGAAUCUGUUGUACAACAAGGCUGGACGUUUACACCUUGGGUGUGUCCAAAAUGGCACCCUAUUCUCUAUGUAGUGCAUUUGGUUUAACUUAGGGCCCAUAGAGCUCAAACAUAGUGCACUACUGUAUAUAGGGAAUAGAGUUCUAUUUUCGGACACAGCCCUAGACAGAUGGUAUGCUUGUAUGCCCUCUAAGUAUAGGCGCUUGUGUCAAGUUAUUUUUUUGUCUUUACAAGUUGUAUGUACCGGUUACAUCAAGAUCUGUAUCGGUUGUAAGAGUACUUAUUUGAAAUGUGGUCAUUUCUACAGUAAUUUAUAUGAACCAUCUGUUGAUGAAUUCCAUGUUUUUUUUGCUUUUGCUUUUCAUUUUUAUUUGGUAGGUGGUAACUUAUCAUUGGUGCUGCAACAGACACAAGAGCUUGAGACAUCAGUGAGUUGCGAGACAAUUUUCCGGUGUAUAUUUUGACAUUAUAUGGUUGGUUAUUUAUAUCCUUUUGUUUUUGUUCACAUUACUGUACCCCAAUAAAUUAUACUCUCAGAGAUCUAUUUGGUCAACUCCAAACUCAGUCCAAAUAACUAUGUAUGUAAAAAUGUGUACUUGUAUACUAUGUACACACAUUAUGUCUAUGUUCAUUGUAUACGUUCAUGUUCACUACAGUGGUGGUUGAUAGGUCAUACUGGCAGCUAGCAUAGGCCAGAGCCAGAAGACAUAUGACAUAGCAAUGAUCUUGUUCUUUAUGCUACAUUAAACAUAGUGUAAUUCAAAAAGUCAACAUUGAAAAUGUGUAAACAUGAAAUAUGUUGACGUUAAAUAAAUGAAAAGGCCCAGUACAGUCAAAAA
This is a messenger RNA of Salvelinus fontinalis (brook trout), 6730 nucleotides long. RefSeq names its product collagen alpha-1(XXIV) chain-like. The record is from RefSeq and is a predicted model, not a curated record. Bases 713 to 5263 code for a protein of 1516 amino acids. NCBI's taxonomy places the organism in Eukaryota, Metazoa, Chordata, Actinopteri, Salmoniformes, Salmonidae. Gene Ontology annotation, molecular function: extracellular matrix structural constituent. The transcript is spliced from 60 exons.